AUGGAAAACGCUAUUAAUUUUAUUGAUGAAAUUACUUUGCAAUAUAAUACUUGGUUCGAUGACUACACUUCCUCUUUGACUGACACAAAAUUUAAAGACGACCUUUCACAAACUUUGGCAGACCGUCUCCGUCUUGCUGAAACGGCGUUUGACAUCUCAGACGAGCAUUUUAACCUCAAAAUCGCCUUUUACAAAAAUUCUCAUCUUUUUCUCCAAAAACUCGAAAAUUUUGUCGAACUUUUUUCUCACAAAAUUUCCGACUUUUUCGACUUUCAAAAAAUUGCCACCGACGAACAUUUCGACACAAUUUCUGACGUUUUACUCAAAUUAUACAAAGAGAUGGACGCGACUCAAACGGACACUCACGACUCUUCUCGAAGUCAAUCGAACAUUUCCGAACUGCUAAAAAUCACAGAACAACGCAAAAGAGAAGUGAAAAGCAUUUACUUAGGAUGUUCGAGUGAAGAGGUAAGUGCAAUAGAGAGUAUGACAAGUAAGAGUAUGAGUGAAGUGUUGUUUGACUCGACACGAGAUGAUUGGAGUGUUACGACGAGUGUUUUUAAUUGUAAAAUUAUGUUUAAAAAUAAUUUGGUCUUUUUGAUCGAAGACGACAAACAGAACAUUUUUGGUGGUGUCUUUUAUGACCAAAUAGAUAUGGAAACUCAUUAUAUAAAUAGCUCUACCUCUUUUCUCUUUUCUAUUAUUAGAAACGGCAUUUUCAAACCUAAAAAAUUUGAUCUCAUUGGUGGGAAGAACAAAGAAGCUUUUGUAUUAUGUUCAAAAGAAAGUAAAUGGCUCUUUGUCUUUGGAAAUAGUAAAUCAAAGGAAUACGGCGAUAUAGGAGUCACUAAAAGAGGGGUGGAUGGUUGUUGUUGUGUACAACAAGACUAUACAGCUAAAUUUGGAGAAUUGGUUGAUGGAAGACAUUUUAAUAUCAAACGAAUACGAAUUAUCAAAUUAUUAUUAAAUUAA
Molecule: messenger RNA, 972 nt
Organism: Entamoeba invadens IP1
Lineage: Eukaryota; Evosea; Mastigamoebida; Endamoebidae
Exons: 1
Coding region: 1-972 (323 amino acids)
Source: RefSeq, a predicted model, not a curated record